This is a messenger RNA of Dinoponera quadriceps, 743 nucleotides long. RefSeq names its product protein dopey-1 homolog. The record is from RefSeq and is a predicted model, not a curated record. Gene Ontology annotation, cellular component: trans-Golgi network; endosome. Bases 47 to 391 code for a protein of 114 amino acids. The transcript has 3 exons. Gene Ontology annotation, biological process: Golgi to endosome transport. Lineage: Eukaryota; Metazoa; Arthropoda; Insecta; Hymenoptera; Formicidae.
CGGCGCCAAUCCAGGCCAGAUAUUCAAUAAUCUCAUACACGUCUUCAUGCCGAGCCCGCUCACCUCGGACCUGUCCACAGCGAAGGACAAAACCGGCGCCACCGAACUGCAGCAGCACGCCAGAAGAACGGCGCUGAGUCACUUGCCGAGGAUAAUAGCGUCCUUGUCUGCCUUGUGGCAAGCGGUCUUAGCGACGAAAGACAAUGAGCAAGCGAGCUGUGUGGUGGGCAGUCCGAGAAUAGUCAAGUAUCAGCUGUUGGAGCUCCUGUCGCCAAUCUCUUUCCAUCAUGGAGCCAAUUUCCUGGCUGCGGUCGCAGUGGCUUGGCAUGAAAGACGACAACCGUCCGCCGUUUCGAAGAAGGUCAAUUUUAAUUUAGGAAACACGCAAUAACUGCAUUGGGCUUUUAUAACUUACUAACUAACUUUCUGCAUGGUUAUCAUUAUUUUUAAUUAUUAAAAUCUUUAUAUUCCUUGCCUAAUUUUAUCAAUUUCAUUGUCUAUGUUCGAUUAACUCUGAGAAGGCCAAAGAGAUUAGACAACUCCGAGCAACUUUAAUUUCCGCGUAUUUUUUUCCUUUUUAACAAUUAUGAGGAUACCAUGAUUUUUCCUACCUUUUCCCAGAUAUCAGACAGAAAUAACAGAUGUAAGAGAAACAUUGAGGUCUGAUUCACUGCAAUAGACUAGUUGAAAGCAGUGGUCUUUCCAGGGCUAAAGAAAAAAGGAACAAUGACGUGAAAGAGCAG